UGAUACAGAAGAGGGUCUCCGUCAUCCAUGGUUCAAGACCCUUACCAAGGGGAAGGCAAUAAGCACAGAGACCCUCAAGAAGUUUGUGGCUCGCCGAAAGUGGCAGCGGUCCCUUAUCAGCUACAAAUCCAAAAUGGUCAUGAGGUCCAUCACUGAGUUGCUGAAUGACUCAUCCAGCCACAUCUCCAUCGCUGUUCCCAGACACCUCAAAGAGGGCUCACCCCCACCAUCAUCGUCUUCUGACUCCGACGAAGAUAUUGACAAGCUGCCCUUCAUUCCAAUGCCACUCAGUAUGGAGUUCUCCGGAUCAAGAAUGUCUCUAAAAGAGAUCCAGGAAGGCACAAGCCGGUCAAGCGGCACUAUUGAAAGUUCAGGGUCAGCAGUCACCCAUGGCCAAGAGGCGAUGGAGUGUGAAUCCAUGGGGAAAGAGAAAGAGGCGGGAGAUUUCACAGGUAGGGGGCGCGCCAGGAAAAGGUUGACGCAAGAAAAUGACAAGGGGUCUUCGGAUGAGGAGUUGGCAGAGUUGGCACAAGUAUCUGAGAAGGCAAGAAGGCCCUUGUGCAGAGGCUCGAGCUUGGAGUUGGACAAGCCAGAGGGAGGACCCAGAAGGGGGCAGCUGCAUAGAGGGGGCUCUGCUGACAGCGCGCUGCUACUCCACAUCGUUCCAGAAGAUUCAGCAGACGAUGAAAUCACUGAGAAAGGUAGACGAGUCCUCAAAAAGGCGGUAUCCAUGGAGUUGCCUAGGAGGAGCGUGAGUCCAGGUCCUCUGAGUCAAGAGGACUAUGCUCACAAACUGGAGCUGAUGAGGCAGAGGUUGCUCCGAGGUGGCUCCGUGGAGAAGAAGAUGAGCGGCCUGCGAGGACCCCUGCUGGAGACACUGGGUAUGGAUGAUGGAAAGCAGCGGUCAUCGUUGCUGGAGCGCUACUCGCGCACUACCCGCUUAUGGGUUCCUCCGUUAACCAAGGCAGUCUCCAGCGAUGACCCCAGAGAGGACGUGCUCAAACCCAAAUUCCUUCGCAAGAGUGCCUCUUUCAGUCAAGGAGAUGAUGAAGAGCCCGUUCCCCUGCACCGACGCACCGGGGCACCACUGGAAAUCCCGCUGGCUCAGAUAGAGGAGCGAAGGCUCAAGGAGGCCAUAUCCAUGUCUGCUCUCACUGAGCCAUUCAACAAUGACUCCUGCCCCGUGACUCCCAGGGAACCUACCCCUAAACUUCCCACACCAAGCCCAGUGCCUAGGGAACGGGAGACAAAAACUAAGAUGGAGGAAGAGGACUCAUCAAUAGACAAGGAGAUUAAGACUGAGAAGUCCAUUUGUGAAAAAACGAUGAUGGAACCAGAGUACAUGGCCCCGAGGGAGCCUAUCCCUCCGAGGGAGUAUAGCCCUCCUGUGAGGGUUCUUACAUUAGAGGAACAAAUGAAGAAAGAUAAAGAAGAGAUUGAGAAAAAUGAGACUGUUCCUGUUGUUGAAGAAAAAGCUAGGGAAGUUGAAGAAGUACACAAAGAAGUACAAAAAGAAGUAAAAAAAGUAGAAAAGGAACUGAAGGCACAAGUGAAGUCUUCUGAGAUGGUCAUUACUACUAGUUCUAAUAGGGUCACGCUAGCACCAGCAUCUUCAAGGACACCAGCAAAUGUUGUGACUCCCUCUCCACCUGCCCUAACUGUGCUCCCAGAUGGUAGGACCUCUGCCUACGCUAGCAUAGUGCAGACCAUCAUGGUCCCCUUGCUUCAGCCCCUAGUUAGGCCCCUGUUAGCAGACUCCAACCCUGUGGUUGUUCCAGUCCCUGUGCAAGCCCCAUUUCUAGCACCAACAUUUAUAAACACACCUACAUCUGUCCCUGGCCCAACAAAGCCAGUCACUCUGCUAUCCACACCAGUGGAACACUCAGCAGUCUAUUCAAGGGUGGCAUCCCGCGAGCCCAAGGAACCGAGUCCACCCAAGGUUUCCCCAUGCCCUACACCACAGUGUGAUCUCUCGCCAGUGGGACAAAACCUCCACGACAUUGCCUCUGAGGAAGUAUUUGAGGCCCGCUUCAAAAAGCGUGAGUAUUCUCUAAUGCGAGGCCUGCAGCUUCUCAACUGGUCAAAGCCUGAGGAUAAACCAGUGGCCUCUUUGAACUCUGCCAAGUCAGGUGAAGAUGUAUACCGCCCUGGGCCCAUUGGAGCGCCGUUGGUCUCCAGGAAACUGGAGGAGAAGUCCAAGUCGGUGCAGGAUCUCCGCGAGGCCCAGAAGGACGAAGGCUUUAUGAGAAGGCUUUCCAUGCAUCUCAAGAGGACUCCGUCAACUGAACGCAAGGAAGAAAAGCCCAAGGAGGAAGAACCAGUGACUCCCAGGCGCCGGCUCUCCUGGGUUCUCCGUGGCCGAAGAGGAUCCCAUUCCCAGGAGAGGAAGGAGGUGGAGAUGAUGAGGAUGGAUGGGGGAAUAGAAGCCGAGGCGGAGCAGGAGGACAAGGAGCCGGAAAAGCCCAAUGAGUCACCUGUUAUGGCCAUGCGUAGGAAGAUCGAGUCGACGGUGUCAGGGAAAUCCAUGAGGAUCCGCAGUGCCUCGGAGGAGAGAAGGAUAGCGUCCGAGGAGAUGGAAUCCAACAAGCCAGAGAGCAAGAAGACACCCCUGUUCUCCAUUCUGCACAGGUCAACUUCUGAGGGAUGUAGCCUAAAGAGUAUGGCUGGAUCUGGUAUCCCUCAAAACCAGCUGGCUUCUCAGUCAGGCAUCGGAGCCUCCUCAGAGUCCAUGGAAUCUAUGUUCAGCAUCAAGUCGGAGAGAGCAUCCAAGGCAGAGGCAGAGGGAGGAAGGAGGUCCCGAUGGGAUCGUUGGGGCCUAACCAGAGCUAGCAAGAAGGGCAAGAUGGUAUCGGAGUCUCAUAUCCCCACGGCUAUUGCCAGAGAGAAUGACUCCCUAAACUCCCGCUUGUGCUCCAGACUGGCAUCUGACUUCCCUCCCAUGUUCCACAUCAAGUUGAGGGACUACGCCCUGCUGGAGGGAGAUACCAUCACCCUUAGCUGCCUCCCAGCUGGCAGCCCCCAUCCACACAUCUCCUGGAUGAAAGAUAAGAAGCCUCUGCAGAUUGAUGCCAGAAUGAACAUUAUCUCCUGUCCUGAUGGCAGACAGCUGCUGAUGAUCAUGACAACCACCAAGAAGGAUGCAGGGCUGUAUGAGUGUGUGGCCACCAACCCUCUAGCUUCGGUAUCCAGCUCCUGUAUCCUCUCCCUCGCUCGUUUACCCAAUCGUCCUGGGACUCCUGAGGUUCCCCAGUGCUAUGAGAACACUGCCCUGGUCCUCUGGAAGCCCUCAGACAGUAUGGCCCCCUGCACCUACUCUCUGGAGAGAAAAGCAGAGGCUGAGAGUAACUGGCUCAUCGUGGCCACAGGAGUGGCUGACUGUUACUACAAUGUGAUUGACUUGCCAGGAGGGGGCGUCUUCAGGUUUAGAGUGGCGUGUGUGAACAAGGCAGGCCAAGGACCCUACAGUAACCUCUCAGAGGUAGAGUGCCUGGACGCUUCAGUGCCAACAAAAUGCAGUGGAUCAGUUGUUGUGAAGACAGUCCCUGCAGCACCAGUGGUCAAAACGUCAACAAUGACGGUCCCCUCCUUGAAGCCUGCGCCUAGUAAAGGGGUGCACCCUGCCCCAUCUUCUGCCCCAUCCAGACAGACCCCGUCUGCCUCCGCUUCCUCUUCUGCUGUACCACCGGCCAAGCCUAUCGCUUCUAUCCCCGCCUCUAAACCUAUUGAUUCCAAACCCAUAGUCCCUCAGACCCCAACCAGCGCUGCUUCCGCCCCCAUGAUUAUUAGUGAGGUCCCGUCCCACCUGGCCAUCCCUGAGAUCCAAAGCCCGCCUCCGGCUCAGCCCGCCCCAGCCCCGGCUAAAGCCAAGACACUCAACAUCAACAUCAUGAAACCUACACCAUCUCAACCAGCAAUCAUAACCAAGCUCGCUCCCCCUAUCGUUCUCCCCAAACCCCAGAGUCCCGUCAAUAUCGUCUCGCCCAUGAUUAAGACCCCGCCCCCACUCGUGGCCCCUCCACCCGCCAUCUGUAAACCCGUUUUGUCUGUACCCAUGUAUGCACCAAUACCGGCUGCCACACCACGCGUCACCCCACCCUUCCUCUCCAUCCCCGCCAUCUCAUCCCCAGUCAUGCUAAUUUCCAGCAUGAAUCCAGUAGGGGAGGGUGGGGUUACACCCACACGUAUGACGCCAUCAGGAUGCAGGACGCCCUUGGGGGGACGACCUGGUGAGAGCACCCUGCGCCAGGGAGUGCCCCAGAAACCAUACACCUUCAUGGAUGAGAAGGCCAGGGGCCGCUUUGGCGUGAUCCGAGAAUGUAGAGAGAACGCCACAGGCAACCUGUUCAUGGCUAAGAUCGUGCCCUACGAGGCAGGCAACAAACAAACGGUGCUGCAGGAGUACAACAUCCUCAAGUCCCUCCACCACGAUAAGAUCAUGGCUCUGCACGAGGCCUAUGUCACGCCCCGGUAUCUGGUGCUCAUCUCAGAGUGCUGCAGUGGGAAAGAGCUCAUCUACAGCCUUAUCGACAGAUUCCGCUACUCAGAGGAUGACGUGGUGGGCUACAUCGUUCAGGUUCUGCAAGGUUUGGACUACCUGCACAACCGCCGCAUCCUGCACUUAGACAUCAAGCCGGAGAACAUCAUCAUCACAUACAUGAACAUGGUGAAGAUCAUAGACUUUGGAAGCGCCCAGACCUUUAAUCCACUCUUCCUCAAGCAGUUCAGCCCUCCUGUUGGAACUCUGGAGUAUAUGUCUCCCGAGAUGUUGAAGGGGGAUGUGGUGGGCCCUCCGGCUGACAUUUGGAGUGUGGGCGUGUUGACCUUCAUCAUGCUGAGCGGCAGGUUGCCUUUCAUGGAGAAUGAUCCACAGGAGACUGAAGCCAGAAUCUUGGCAGCCAAGUUUGAUGUGGGAAAACUCUACCAGAACGUGUCUCAAAGUGCCUCUCUGUUUUUUAAAAAGGUCUUCUGUAGUUACCCUUGGGCCCGUCCUUCCAUCAAGGACUGCUACAACAACUCAUGGCUCCAGGACGCCUACCUGAUGCGGCUGCGGCGGCAAACCCUCACCUUUACCACCACACGCCUCAAGGACUACCUGGACAAGCAGCAGAAGCUGCGGGCGGGUGUGGCCACCAAGCACAAGGUCCUCCUUCGGUCAAACCAAAGCUCACCCCAGUCCCUCACCAGCCCUAUACCCCCAUCUCCCAUGACACCGGUCACACAGUGA
Molecule: messenger RNA, 5224 nt
Organism: Salmo salar (Atlantic salmon)
Lineage: Eukaryota; Metazoa; Chordata; Actinopteri; Salmoniformes; Salmonidae
Source: RefSeq, a predicted model, not a curated record